GACAGAGAGAAUAGAUGAGGAGCUGUGUACUUGUGUAUGUGGGUAUGUAUACCAGCAUAAAUGUGUGCUUGUAAGUGUCCAUAUGAAACAUUGAUGUGUAUGUGUGUUAGUGUGUGUGUCUGUGUGUGUGUGCAUCUGUACUUAUGUACGUGUGUACUUUCGCAAAUGUGUGUCUGUAUUUUUGUUUGCAUGCUGCGUGUAUUACUUGUGUUCAUGUAUGUGUUCAUGUAUGUAUGUCUGUACGUGUGUUUGUGUGUAUGUAUGUUUGCACUUGUUUGUGUGUGUAUCCUUGAGUAAGUACUGAUGUGAUGUCAUGCCGAGAGCUAGAGAUGCUAUAAAGUAUGUGUGUGUGUGUGUGUGCAUAGUGCGAGUGUAAGUGUAAUGCGGUGUCAUGUGGGGGUAGAAAGAGAGGUGGGGGUAAAUAGUGUUUAGUUUGUCAUCCCAGAUCCCAGUCCAUCACACAGUAUCAGUUCGUCUAUCAUUAAGGUCGUUUCUGUUGUUUUGUUGCCCCGUCUCCUCCCUUAUUAUCUCUUCUAUUCUCAUCCCACAUCUCUCUCUCUCUCUGUCUACACACACACACACAAGUAAGACAUAGGACAGAGACAGUUAUUCUCAACGAAUAUUCUCUGAGAAAAAAAAAACAAAAAACAAACUAAACUAACCAAAUAAACAAACAGUUUAUAACCUUCCCUACAGAAACUCGUGCUCGCCUGUCCUAGAAAAGUUAGCAAGAAUAUCUCUUAUCUUAUUCUUUGAAAGAAACGAAAAGAUUUUUGAUACAAAGAUAAGCAAAAAAAAAGAAAAGAAAAGAAAAAGAUACGGAGAAGGAGAGCGGGAGAUAUUGAAAGUCUCAAAAACCCCUUUUGAGUAAAGAAAAAAAAAGGUGGGGAACAAAAGAGGGGAAAGAAACUGAAAAAUACUUCAAAAGGCAAACGCGCGCACACACACACACACACACACGAACUAAUAAUAAUAAUAAUAAUAAUAAUAAUAAUAAUAAUAAUAAUAAUAAUAAUAAUAAUAAUAAUAAAGAAUCAAAGACUCCAAAUUCUUCACAUUGGCUCUCUUUAGACCUGUGUACACGUUCCCCCUUACUUUCUUUCAAUCCAAAAGACAAAUGGUCACUUUAUUUCUGCCUUUGCCCAUCUUACGGCGAUGUUUAUCCCUCGUUUUCCUUUUCUCGUCUUUCGUCUUCUUUGUAAAUUGUUCCACUGAUGGAAGAACAACAACGAAAGGAAUCGUCAUACGACAUUUACUGUCGCAGACAGCAUCUACGGACUUAGAAGGUAGAAGUUCGCAUCCGACCGAAGAAGCCCCAGUUGGUCUACUAGUCAGCACCGCUGCCGCCUCUGCUACCACCAUUACUACUACUACCACCACACCCAGCGACGUUAAUGCGGGUGGUGAUAGUGGUUUUGGUGGCGCUUGGGGUGGGGUUUGGCCCAGGAACCACUUCGAAGGUGUGAAUUAUCUAAUACGGUAUGGUUACCUCCAUCCUGGUUACGGGUGGUUCCUUGGAAAUACUGAAGCCAAAAUUGAACUCCAAGCUGCUCUCCAGAGAUACCAAAGGGUUGCAGGAAUAACUGUUACAGGUUUCUUUGAUGAAAGUACAUUCAAAAUGAUGAGGAAAAAACGAUGUGGUGUUCCAGAUAUGAAUUAUGCACCAAGUUUAGGUCUGAGAGAAGCUAUUUCUCCACGUCGCAAGCGAAGAUUUGCUUUACAAGGGUCAAAGUGGAAGCAUCGUGAAAUUACAUACAAGGUCAGUGACUAUCCCCAAAACCUGUCCCACCAUGAUGUGGAUGCUACCAUAAACACUGCAUUCAAGGUUUGGAGCAAUAUAACAUUUCUACAGUUUACGUGGAAGCCAAGGGAUAUUGUAGACAUCAACAUCCGGUUCCUGUCUGGUAACCAUGGUGAUGGGAUGCCAUUUGAUGGGCCAGAUGGAAUCACAGCUCAUGCUUUCUUCCCAAACAGCAACAACGAUGACUUUGAUGGAGACAUUCAUUUUGAUGCUGAUGAAAACUGGGUGCUGAGUAAUAAAGCUGACCAAAAAUCAGGUCAGAUCAGUCUACUGUGUCAAGCAAUCCACCAAAUUGGUCACUCAUUAGGAUUAUUCCACUCUGAGAGCACUUCAGCACAAAUGUGGCCAUACAUCAUGGAAUGUAAUGGCACUUCAGUGCAUGCUGAUGACAUUCAAGCAUUACAGUCACUCUACAGUCCAUCUGAGGGCAUCCAAACUGCAGUUUCUAGUAAUAUGUCAACCAGCAAGGAUGAGAACUUUGAAGACGAUCAUUCAGGGUCACAGGGUUCAAGUUCUACGACAGUCAGCAGCUCCCACUUGACCAGCCCAUCAAUGUCAGCUGGAGAUAGAUUCUGGUGGACACACAGCCAAGACACACAGACAGAACGACAAACCUAUCCAUAUUGGUACCGUUUCUCCAGACUGGGGCCAUCAACAACCUCACCAUCGGCCUUACUGACAUCAGCUCAAACUACAGUUAGGCCAAAGUACUGUGAUGGCAGAUUGGAUGCUAUCACUGUUGCAACAGAUCACCUGACCUAUGGAUUUAGAGAUGAACUCGUGUUCAGAUUCAACCAGAUCAAUGUUGAUUACACAUUUCCAAAGAAAAUUCAAGAAGUCUUCCCCAGGGGUCCUUUGUCUGUAGAUGCUGCAGUGACCUUCAGUAAAAAUCGAAAGAAAGCAGCCCUUGGUAGCACAUACCUGAUAAAAGGCAACCUAGUUUGGCGCUACAGACACACAGAGGACGGUUUCCAACUGGAACAUUUCUAUCCAAAACCCUGGGCCAAAGAAUGGGAUGUAACUGGUACCAAAAUUGAAUCAGCCUUUAAAUUAGGCCGGAAAAUCUACCUGUUAAUUGACAAUCGAAUCUGGUUGUUGAAAGGCAAGAAAUCUCGUCAACGGAAGUAUCAUGAGAAGAAGCGAAUUAAACUGUUUAACCAGCUACCAGACUUCCAGGCUGCAGUACAAUGGAUCAACAGGAAUACCUAUUUCUUUACUGGCAGCGAGUAUUACAGAGCUGACUUGCCAGCACAGAGGAGACGUUAUGUACUGAAUGGACCGAGAGAUACAGCAUAUUGGUGGUUUGGCUGUAAUGAAAUACCACACAUACGGCAACCUUUUGAAGAUAAAGGUGAUAAUGGGUGGGAUCUUGAACUGACUAAAUAAAUGGAUGAGUGAAUAAAUGGAGUAGAUGACUGAAUGGGUAGAUGGGUAGAAGGGUGGGUAAGCUGAAUGGUGGUGUAGUUGGAUGGCAGUGUAGGUGCAUGGAUGAAUGAAGAGACACAUAGCAUACAAACAUGCAUACAUAUUUUAGCAGGUAUAUACACAACUAUAUUACCAAAUGAAUAGAUACACUGACAGAUAUAUAUAUAUAUAUAUAUAUAUAUAUAUAUGAGAGAGAGAGAAAGAGUGAGAGGUAGAAAUUUUGAUAAACAAAAUUAGAUUUGACACAUAUACACAUACAUAUGUAUAUACAUAUAUAUCAAUUUAAAUGCACAACUGAAAGAGCUACUAAUAGUUUCAUGCUUUUAUGAUACCUGAGCAGGCAUAUUUAUAAAAUAUGUCAUGUACCUUAAAGCAAUCUUUCAGGCUCUGUCUAUGCAUUAUAUAUAUAUUUUAAAAACAAGGAUGCUAGACAGUAAGAAAAUAAGAAUAAACAUGGAAGAAAUGUUAAGAAGGUUGGUGCCAAAAAUGGAACGAGAAAAAAGAAAUGAAAUCAAGAAAACUAAGAUCCUCAUCCUCUCUAAUUGCAGAAAGCUCAUUAAAUACAAUUAAUUUAGAACAAAAUAACUGAAAAUAUGUCAAUGUCUGCAUGACAGCAACUCAAUCCAGAGUGGGUGGUGCCCUUCAAUUUGAUAAAAAAAAUAAAAAAAACCUGUCCUUGCUAAAAGCUUCAGAUCUUGAAUUAAGCAGUGUGUUGAAAUUGCUGGAUCUAAGAAGAAUAUGAGAUCUUUCUGCUAUGCAUAAGUUGCAUUUCUUAGAUCCAUUAACAUAUGGCUUGGAUUUCUUCACUAUUUUCCACUUAAUUGUAAGUUGCUCUUCAAAUUCCAUACAUGGCUAGCCAACUUAGAUGCACUGUCAUAUAUACAAACAAACGUACAGGUAAGAGUGAUAGAUAAAUAGUUAAGUAAGAGGCAUAUAUAGUUAAACCAUCUCAGCAUUCUUCCCUCCAGAAAAAAGGUUUAUUAAAUUGUCAAGGUAUGAAUGACCCUGGAUAACCUGAAAUACAGAGGUUCCUAACUUUAAAAAGUAAUUGAAAAUUUAGAAGUAAUAAUAAAUUGACAUUUUUGUAUUAUGUGUGUGUGUUUGUUUAUAUGUAUGUGUGUAUACAUGCAUGUGUGUUUGUGAAUGUAUAUGUGUAUGUGUGCAGAUAUAUAUGUAUGUGUAUGUCUAUUUUAUAUAAGAAUGUGUAUAUCAAUGAAAAAAUAAAAAUAAUAUCAAUUUUUUAGUUUUAUUUCAAAGAGAGAACUGGACAAUCGAAUCUCUCUCACUUGCAGUACGUACUUUAUAUUUGACAUUCAGGAAAUGCAACAAAAAAUAGUCCCAAACUAUAUAUAUAUAAAAAGAAAAAAGGACCUAUUGCUCUGUUUAUUAGUCAGUUAAAGGAAUGAAAUUAGCAGCUGAGACUUUCCUGAAAUGUGGCACCAAGGAAUCCAAAGACACAGUGUUAUGAUGGUGCAUUUUAAUAUAAUUAUAACAAUAAUUUUAAUGAUGACGAUGAUGAAGAUGAUGAUGAUGACGAUGACGAUGACGAUGACGAUGACGACGACGACGACGACGAUGAUGAUGAUAUGAUGUUGAUGAUGAUAUGAUGUUGAUGAUGAUGAUGAUAUGAUGUUGAUGAUGAUUUCUUUUAUUGGCCACAAGGUCCCUUGUGGACAAUAUAAAAGUAUGAAAUACAACACACACAAAAAAGAUAAUAAUAAUGAUGAGGAUGAUGAUGAUGAUGAUGAUAAUAAUAAUAAAAUAAUAAUAAUAAUAAUAAUAAUAAUAAUAAUAAUAAAAAUUAUAAUCAUAAAAAUUAUAAUAAUAAAACUUAUAAUAAAAGUGAAUACUGUAAA
Molecule: messenger RNA, 5082 nt
Organism: Octopus bimaculoides (California two-spot octopus)
Lineage: Eukaryota; Metazoa; Mollusca; Cephalopoda; Octopoda; Octopodidae
Product: collagenase 3
Biological process (GO): extracellular matrix organization; proteolysis; collagen catabolic process
Cellular component (GO): extracellular matrix
Molecular function (GO): metalloendopeptidase activity; zinc ion binding
Source: RefSeq, a predicted model, not a curated record